AUGAGUAAUCCAGGAUCAGAUUUACAGGAAGCCAAUUUUCGAUCACGCAUUCUUCGGCACUUUAGCGAUAUUCACAGGCUUCAAUCACAUUUUAAUCAUUUGGUUAAUAGUACUGAAGGGAACCAAAAUGCUACACAAUCAGCUUCUGUUGCCACUGCUGCUGCUGCUGCUGCCACUGCCGCUGCUAUAGAUUCACAAAGUAUACCACCACCGCAAAUACGUAACUUAUCAAGAGAGCUGCCUGGCGGGUCUGGAGACGAAGACAUUUAUUUCAAUAAUUCCACCGAUGAUGAAGAAAAUCAGAGCUUUGAUGGGGAAGAACAAGAGGUGGUGUUUUAUUCCGAAGCUGAGGUUGGUCAAAAUAGAAAUGAAGGCAAUAUUGGUCGCGCUUCACAACAGAGCAUUGAACGACUGCUUCUUUCCUCAGCACGUCAGAAUACCACAAUCACUGCAACCGCCGCCGCCACUGCUGCUGCCACCGCCGCGUCGCAAAGUGCAGGCGCAAGUGCGAUUGAUUCCAUGACUACUAUUCCGUUGGGCAUGGGUAUUCCUUUGAGGCGGCAAAAUGCCAUUAGAAUUGGAAGCAUAUUGAAUAACGAGGAAGAAGCAAAUGACGAAAGCAAUAAAGACAGCAACUUGGUCAAAGAUAUACUCAACUCAGAGGCUCUGCAGUUGCAGAAAGAUUUGGUACAAUUGUAUUCCGACAUAGUAAAUAGUAGGCGUUUUCAAGGAGAAUCUCCGUUAUUCAAAAAAAGUAACAGCAUCAACAGUACAAAAUCCAGAAGUGAAAAUAGAACGACAUUUUUCCCCAGCUUUAGAGACCUUAUGCAAAUUGAUGGGGAGUCUGGUACUAAUAUAGAUUACAUGAUGGACUCGUUUUUGAAAAGGAGACGAGCAAGGCAGGUUCCACUUCCAGCAAACAAAUCACUAAGGACAACAACUGCACCACCACCACCAUCAUCAUCAAUAUCAUCAUCAGCAGCAGCAGCAGCAAGAACAACAACAACAACAACAACAACAACAACAGCAGCAGCAGUAGCAGCAGCAGCAGCAACAACGUCAUCAUCAUCAUCAUCAUCAUCAUCAUCAUCAUUAUUGCUGCCACCACCAUUGCCCCCGCAAACUAAAAGAAGGGCCCGUGGAGCAGGGCCGCGUGAGCAAACGCAAAAGAAACAAAAAACUACAAAUACCUGCAACAAUAAGGAAGCUAUUUCAUACACUAGAGACAAGUCGGCUUAUAAUUAUCCCUAUACUGAGAUUAGUAGAGACGUACUUGCAAGCGGUCUCCCCAAUAGUAACUUUCACAGUGGAUCUUGUUAUAUGUUGUAUUUUGAUCGGAAGGAUGAAGAUGAUAUGUUUUUCCCGUACUGGACUGAAAGUAGAAGCUUUGUGCAUUUCAAUCAUGUGGGAACAGAUGUAUUGGGCACAUUUAAUAUUGGAUCGUGGUGUCGUCACCAAGACGAUUCACCUAUCAUGAGCUUCUAUUAUUUCAUAAAUUUUAUUUGGGGCACCUCAACACAAAAAUGUUUGGUGGUAAAUAAGAGUUUGAAUAGGAAAUUUAGUUUACUCGAGACACUUUUAACAGACGAUAGCAUUGAAUUCAAAAUAUCCGAUAAUAGCUUUGCCAGUGUUCCGUUUGCAGGAAAGAUUAUAGAUUUCAAGAAUUAUGAUUUGAGAUUCGAGAAAGAGAGAAGCAAGCUAUUCCCUCGCAUUAACUCUAGGAGAAUAAAGUUUCAACUACUAGAGUGGAUGACGAUAAAUCCGUUUAUUCAGUUUAAAGAGGAUUUUUUCUACAACUUUUUGAAAAGCCUCAAUGAGGACUUGCAAAACUUUACGGACCUGAAAAUAAAGAGAUCACGCAAAUCAGAGGCGUUGCACUUAACUAGAGAGUUCAAAACCAACUUGGAUGUGUUAACCAAAGGAUUUAGGUAUAUGGAGAAAGCUAAUGUUCCCAAGGCUACGGGACUCAAUGGCCGCUUAGGCCAAAAACACUCUGAAUUAUUUCUUGAGGAUUGGGAAAGGAACCUCUCAUUUAAGCUAGCCAAGCUAUUAACUGAUGACGAAUGCACCACAAUCAUAAAUAUCCAGUUAAACUAUACGUUGUUUACAAUCACCUUGAACAUAUCUGAACUUGCUGAUUCUUUAAUCAACUUUCUUUUAUGCCAGGCAUCUCCGGAAUCCGUGAGUGAAUACAAGAGGAAUUACGAUGAGCUUUGCUUUAAUGAAGUGCCAAGGGGAGAUGAAGUUCACCGGGCAACGUUGCUUUGUUCGAUUCACAAAAAAUCGGGUGCCCUAGAAAUACACAAUACCUUUACUAGCAUCUUUGACAAGCUGUACCUUUGCUCACAUGGAAUUGGAAAUCAAUAUUGCAGAGAAAGAAGCAGCUACGAUAAAAUAUGGGGAAAAGUCAUUUCAAACUGGCCCGUUUGUGAAUCGGUAUAG
Lodderomyces oxycetoniae is the source of this 2442-nucleotide messenger RNA. RefSeq lists its product as uncharacterized. Lineage: Eukaryota; Fungi; Ascomycota; Pichiomycetes; Serinales; Debaryomycetaceae. The record is from RefSeq and is a predicted model, not a curated record. The coding region runs from base 1 to 2442 and encodes 813 amino acids. The transcript has a single exon.